Acaulospora morrowiae is the source of this 579-nucleotide messenger RNA. Lineage: Eukaryota; Fungi; Glomeromycota; Glomeromycetes; Diversisporales; Acaulosporaceae. The record is from the annotation of a GenBank genome assembly.
UCGAACGCAAAUCUUUCCAAACGUCAUAUGGAGGAACAAAACAAAAUUCUCAGGGAUAUAGCUUCAAUGAUCGAGAAAACCCAAAUACAACAAAUAACAAUCGCUAACCAAUAUAACGAAACCACCGAGCAUUUAAAAAAAAAAUAUGAAGAGAGGCUUAACAAAGCCCUGAUAAAUAUGGAUAAGAAACAGAUUCUGUUUGAUGGCGAAUUAAAAGAUCUCUACGCCAAAACUCAAAUGCUAGUUAACGAGGUGAUCUUUGCCAAAAGACUAUUUUCAGUACUUGCUUUUUUACUGUUAAUCUAUAUCGGCAUCAAGCGUGAUUGGUAUAAUGUGAAAAGCAUACUUAUGGCUUUUCAUUCGACCAUGAACGAAAGAAUCGUGCUACCGAAGUUGACAGAGAAAAAAGGAAAAGCCACGUACAAUUUUGAAUAUAAUCAUUUCUUUGAAAAUUCUGAUCAAAUCCUGGAUGCUAACAUUUCAAGACCUAUCGAACAAAUUCGGAUGUCGCCCUAUCGAUCGAAACAUAAUUUAAAAAAUUCACGUGGUAUGCUGGUUCGUCCCAUUCGUCGUUCUUAA